UAUUGGCUCUGCUCUACGACAGUCAAUGGCGGUGUCUGCUGUUGCUACAGUUAUUGGGUCGGCGUUCGGCCGCCUGAGGUAGAUUUUCAACGUCAGAGUGACGAAUAAAGACGGUCCUAACGUAACGGGCAGAUAGCCAGGCAUACAUUUCGUGUUUUCGAGGAACGAAACUUGAAGAAAUAUGAGCCUUCACCUCCCUACCGAGGAUGCGGCGGUGGACAAACAGUGCACAGAAGUCCCUGAAGAGGGAAGAGCCAGCAGCAGCAGCUCAGAAGGACCCCCGCCUCUGGACAGGUGUUCAGGCCCUGCAGCGAGAGCCCUAGCCACAGCUGUCACGAUGAGCCCUGAGCACAGACUGCAGCAGAGUGAGAGCAGGGCACAGGCCUUCGCAGCUGCCCAGGAGGCUGACGCUGCCGUUCAGGAGCUGGUGCGGUGCGUGGCACUGGCAAGACUGGCGCACGGGGAUGCGCACUGGAAACUGGCAGAGGCGCAUGCCAGGCUGGGUCAGGGCUACCUGCGGCUGAAAGGGCUGGCGUUGCAAGCCCAGGAACACAUGGAAAAGGCCAAGGCCAUUGCCGUGAACACAACUCUGGAGCUGGCAGGCAAGCAGGAGAGGGCAGAUGUGCUGCGAUGUCUCGUGAUCAUCUUCCAGACGGAAGGAGAGGCUGCCCAGCGCCUGGGCAACCUGAGGAAGGCCGAGCAGAGCCUGGAGAAGGCGGACAGGGCCGUGGUGGAGCUGCAGCAGCUCGGAGGAGUGUGCGGAGAGGACGCACUGGGAGUCCAGUUUGAUGUGGCCAUGAGCGCAGUCAGGCUGCAGCGGAAGCAGGGGCAGCCGGCGGCAGCGCUCUGCCAGUGUCAGCGGGCGCUGCGGGUGCUGCAGGCAGCGGGGAGGGAGGCCAGCUGGGAGGCGUGCUCAGUCUACAGGGAGAUGGCGGCCAUCGAGCAGGCGGGAGGGAACGUGGAUGGAGCCAUACAGCACCUCCUGCAGGCUCAUUCCGUGUCUCUGAGUGUGUGUCCGGGGAGCGUGGAAGAGGCUGGUGCUGCUCACAGCUUGGCUUUGGCUUACUCCAGGACUGGGGAGAGUGAGCACAGCGACAGUGCAGUGCGCUUCUUUGAGCAGAGUCUGAGCAGCUAUCGGAGGACCUUGGGACCUGAGCAUUCCCUCCUCCUCUCAGCGCAGGACGACUACUGCCACUUUCUUCUCAUCUCUGGGCAACGAGAGAGUGCAGUUAAGAUGUUGAAGGAAUCACUGCCCCUGAAAGAGAGCACCUUUGGGCACCUGAGUGCAGAGGUGGCAGAGACGUACUGGCUGCUCGGGGAGGCUGAGGUCUCCCAGGGGCAGAUCAGAAGAGCUUACAGAACGCUGAAGAAGUGUCUGGAGGUCCAGAGCCUGCUGUACGGCCCCCAGGACAGGAGGACCAGAGACACACAGCAGACCCUGGACAAGCUGGCCAAAGACCCGGAGGUUGCGGCGAAACAGCGGAAAGCAGGUGGUCUGCGAGACAGGCCCCCCUUUUGCUCUGCUGUGCCUUCCCAUAAUCCACCAGGAGGAACAAAGUCUAAGAUCUGGGAUUCUGAAGGGGGGAAAAAUGGCUGACUAGCGCUGGACAAAGAUUUUCCAAAUUGGGUUCAGAAAGAUGAAUAUUGAUAACUGGGUGCUUCUUACUUUGGCCUGUGAAAAAAAGGGACUGAGAAUGGCAGAGGAACAUUUUAUCAGGCUCCAUCAAAGGUUUUCAGAGUUUUACUUUUCUUUAAUCUACUGUAACUAUGGGUGGCCUGGGUGGAUAUUGUUAAAGAAAAAAACAAAUGCAUUGUAUCCUUUCAAGGCAAAUACAGGACACUUUUUUAAUUCGCUUACCUGUUCAGACAACCACUUCAUGAAAAACUGUACACUGUUGAGAAACAAAAGUAGACAUUUCGAAAAUGGGACCAAGAGAGAGCACAUGCCUAUGGACAGUAGUAGGUAUUAAACAGAUUCAUGCUACUGUGUGCCAUGUCCUCCCAUGCACAGCACCCAGUGUGGACACAGUGCUGCUCAAGGGGACAUGUCCCUUCUGGUUCCAUUGUGCAUGUAUCAAAUCUCAUAGUGAACAGCUUUCUCAGUACACGAGGUUAAAUGGGCUAGCUAAAUUAACAAUCACUCCGCUCCAUUUCAGAACUCUAUAAAGAGGAGAGCGUAGAGGUCUUGGUCAAACUAGCUCACUGAGAACUGUAGAUCGAAGAAGACAGCAGCAGCUCCUCUUGUAAGACUUGCAGCACUGGAACUGACGUCACUCGCAGUGUAAAAUGGAAGUAAUGGAACAGGGAUCCAGAAAAAAUGUGGUAUUAAAUUACCCCAAGGGCCUCACUAAUGCAUCUGCUAUCCCCUAAAUGAAAUCUUAAGAUGGACAUUUAGUAUAACAGCUGAAACGCAACACCGUUCUGUACUGAUGGUGUCUGCCAAGUGACAGAGCAGACAGAAAGACUUCCUGAGACACUGGGGACGGUGAAAAACAUAGAGCUCUGAGCCACAGUGUGCUUAGUGAAGUGCCAUGAGUCGAGCACAAAAUCCUGAUCUGGAAACACUGAUUUAUCAAAAACAGACGUGUGGCGAAGAGGGACACUUAACAGUGUAACACGACCAGGAAAACCAUUUCAAAACCGGACAAAAACACCUCUGUUAAAGAAUGACCCAGACACAGAAGUAUGCUUUAAUGAUUUAUUUUGUUUCUACAUACUGACCUGUGUCAAGAUGAUCUGUAAAAUGCAAAGCUGCCAACAAAGAUGGUUUAUAAAGAAAUAAAAGUGAAUAUGAAA
Messenger RNA from Lepisosteus oculatus (spotted gar), 2796 nucleotides. It is a transcript of the gene ttc23, whose product is annotated as tetratricopeptide repeat domain 23. Lineage: Eukaryota; Metazoa; Chordata; Actinopteri; Semionotiformes; Lepisosteidae. The record is from RefSeq and is a predicted model, not a curated record. Gene Ontology annotation, molecular function: protein binding.